Daldinia decipiens is the source of this 1437-nucleotide messenger RNA. RefSeq lists its product as uncharacterized. The transcript has a single exon. Bases 1 to 1437 code for a protein of 478 amino acids. The record is from RefSeq and is a predicted model, not a curated record. Lineage: Eukaryota; Fungi; Ascomycota; Sordariomycetes; Xylariales; Hypoxylaceae.
AUGUCCCUCUCCUUUUCCAAACUAGGCAGCAUCAUUCCUAAUUCCGAACUAUCACCAUCAUCCAACAUGGACUCCCUGCCCGAAGAAAUCCUCAUGGGCGUCAUGGACAAGCUGGACCGCAAGGCCGACCUGUCUACCAUCCUCAGCCUGCGCGGGGUCAGCCGUAAAUGGUGCCGCGUCGCGACCCCGUACGUCCACAUCGCCGUCCAGAACUACCGGCCCCAGACCGCCGACGCGCCCUGGAACUUCCACCGCUCCACCGAUCUCCUAUGCUACCUCUGCUGGAAACUCUCGCAGAAGCCGCACCUCGCCCGCUUCGUCAAGGAGGUCGCUUCCCGCCCCUGGAAGGAUGCCCUCUGGAAAUCGACCGUUGCCAAGGCGGACUUGAGCGUGCGGUACCGCGAGGCGCUCGCGGGGGUUGGGUCUGCUGUUCCGGACGACGUGAAAGCCGGCAUUGUCGCCGAGAUGCUGUACGACGUGGGCGACGCGCUGCUAGCCUUCGUGCUGAUUCUGUGCACCGACAUCGAAGUCCUCAUGGUCCCGGCUCUCGAUAGGGGAUUCGGGCCGUGGACGAGACAGGUGCUUCGAUGCGCGCACGCACAGCUCCAGGAUCCGCCGCGGGAUGGCCGAGAAGCUAUGCUCAGCGCCGUUCGAUACGUCCAGCUGGGCGACUACGUGGAUGGCUUGUGUCUCGGAGACGCCCUGCAUGUGCUUGCCCUGCCGAAGCUACAACAUCUCGAGCUUGGGAACCUGGGAGAUACUACCGUCGACGGCAGCCAGCCUUUACCACCGCACAUCCCCGAGCACCCUAAAGCUCACCUGCAGAACCGUGGCCCAGUCGACAUAACGCUCGAGUCGUGCCGUCUUAGCGGUACGGGUCUGACCACGCUACUUGCCGCAUGCGGCCGCCCGCGCUCCCUCUUCAUCAAGAUGCGAACCGGCAACGUGCAGCCCUCGCGGGCACCAUGUUUCGCCGAAGCGCUCGAGCUACACGGCCAGAACCUCGAAUUCCUGUACCUCGACACGACAGCGUUUGAGGACGGGUUAUCCAGUGCCACCGACCCCAACACCCAAGCCCCGACCCCAUGCGCCCGCUUCCUGCGCGCCCUAUCCUCCCUCACCAACCUGCAGUUCCUAGCGCUGUCCCGCGCCGACUUCCCGACGCCCGCGGACCUCGGAGCCGCGCUGCCGGUCGGGCUGCGCGAGCUGCUCGUCCUGGAAGUAAACGACGACGAAGAAGAAGGCGACGGCGCAUACCGGGAUCUAGUGCGCGGCCCGGAUACCCCGAGGCUCGAGCGCGUCGUAUGCCAGCGCACCACGUCCAGCAACGACACGGGCGCCAUGUACGACGGCUGUCUGCGGAACAGGAAGUUACCUAACACCCGGGUGUUGGUGAAGAGCCGGUGUACGGUGUUUACGUGGUGCAUAGGCAAGUAA